Lytechinus variegatus (green sea urchin) is the source of this 3245-nucleotide messenger RNA. Its product is annotated as THAP domain-containing protein 5-like. The transcript has 6 exons. The record is from RefSeq and is a predicted model, not a curated record. Bases 431 to 1069 code for a protein of 212 amino acids. Lineage: Eukaryota; Metazoa; Echinodermata; Echinoidea; Temnopleuroida; Toxopneustidae.
CAAAAAAAAGAUCUGCCCAAUUAUUCAUAUCUAGCCCCUUCAAAACUUUGGCUCACUUCGCCACUGAUUUGUUUCAUCACACUUCUAUGCAAAUACUUACGCCUAUAGAAUAGAAUACAUUAUAUCCUACAUAGAGUAAAUCAUGUAUAGUACUAUUGGUUCAAGUAGCAUCAUGUGACCGAAUAUAUUUCAACUCUGACGUCAUACCUCGAUAUAUUUUUGGAUACUAGUAUAUCGAGGUCUGACAUCAUUAUUUCACAAAACUGGAUCUAGCUAAACUCUCAGGCACACCGGCCAGCGCGCUCUCUCUCCCGGGCAAGUCCAGCGAUGUGUCGGCACAGGCACUGAUCUGCGUUCUGCUGAGCACGAUGGCUCAGAGAAAAAUUCCCAUUCAGCCGUUGGACUGAACUGGUACUGUAACACAGUAUGGAUGGUCAAUAUGAAGCAAGCUUCAUCGAAUUCCUCCAAGAGCUCUGAACUCUGUUCUGAUCAUUUUGAAGAUGCUUGCUUUGACAGGACUGGGCAAACGAUUCGUCUAAGACAGGAUGCUGUCCCAACCACAUUUAAUUUGCCGCCUCGUCAUCAGAAGAAUGCACACAAACCAGGGAAACCCUCGAAAGAAAGUCAUUUAGAUUCAGCAAGCAACCUCCCAGAUACUGCAAAGACACCUGUACCAAAGUCUUCAGCACCUUCCCUGGGACUACUACUCAAUGCCAAAAAUCUAAGAGGGAUGGAGACCAGCAGCAUGGCAGCAGGAGCUAAUGUUGGUCGUGAUGAGGCAUAUACCACCAUCAACAAUGCUGCAAUUGCAGUCACCACCACCAAGUCUGCUUCUGUCACUGCCAUCACCAUUGCCACCGCCAUUACCAAGACCACUCCUGACACAAAGCCCCCAAGUCCUCAACUGACCAGAUAUUGCAGCUGGAGAAGGAUAUACCAGGAACUUCAAAGCCAGGGCUUGCCAGUCUCCUACAAUAAGAAAAAUGCCAUGGGCCCAUCUAAUGAACUAGUAGUAGAAUAUUUGGCCACAGUUGUAGAAAUGCAGAGACUAACAUACUGCCACAGGUGAGGUUUUGUCCACAGUUCCAGAAGGACACAAAAUAGUAUCAGAAAGUCAUGCCAGAAUCAACAACUGAAGGGUUUGAAGAGCCAGAUAAAGAGCCGAGAAAUGUGAUUUAAAGGUACUUCAAUCACAUGCACAGUAGGAGCAAAAACAGCAGCAAACACACAGGAGAUGUAACACUACAUUGACCAACAGCAACAACUACAGCAGCAUCAACAAUUUCUGCAGGAGAUGCAAAAACCACACUGGCAACCUCAACAACAUCAAGGUGUCCAACAAGCACUCCGGGAACGUUAACAGCAACCACAGCUUCAGCUGGAGUUUCAACAAACACAUCAGAAAAAAACCAACAGCAGCAAAAAAAACACUUAUGAAUAAUGAAAUGAAUCUAAUUGAAACUCAAAAGCCAAUGACGCAACAUCUUUGACAAACUGAGACAAUUAUUCAUUCUUUUACAGGAUAAAGAAAUACUUUUUUAAAGUGUAAAUUUGCAGGAACACAAUGGAUGUUCCUAUGUAUCUAUUUAAUGAAAUAAAUUUGACUUUAAUAAAUUCAGUAAAUUCAAUUCAAUAAAUUUAGUGAUUCAAUAAAUAUCUACUUUUAUUUGUCAAUGAGUGAAAAUACCUGUAUUUUCUAUUUAGAAUGACAAAAAGCAAUUUAUCAAUUCAAUAUCAUCAAAAACUUUAGCAAUAUGGUUGUUAGGCCCUCCAAAUUGUUGAUAUUUUGAUGAAAAAGCCGUUUCUGCUGCAAUAUUUGACGCAACUCAAAUAGAUCAAAUAUUGUCGCAGAAAUUGUCAUUUGCCCCUGAAAGUAUCUGCGGCAAAUAUUUGACGCAGCUCAAAUAGCUGCAUCAAAUAUUGCCGCAGAAAUUGUCAUUUGCCGCUGUUUUGAGAUUUGCCGCAGAAAAUGGGAGUUGCCGCUGCGGCAAAUGUUUUAUGAAACGGGCCCCAGGUCAAUCAAAAUAUUUUCGAAUUCGUGCUGGUGAGCAACACGUUCACUCCCAGCGAUAGGGACUUGUUUAAAAAUGGCAUAGGAAAUAUGCAUUUUCUAAGUAUGGUAAACUCAUAGUAGAAUUUAGGUGUUGCAAGAAUUAAAUUGUGAAUGAACUGUAUUGGUAGGUAAGACAUGCGUAGAGGAUUAUUUGUCUUUAUCCAUUUCUAUUUUCCACAUUUUUCUUUUGUUUGACUUUAUUUUCUAGGGGGAAGCCCCACUCCCCCAUUCCUGUGGAUGCCAAUUGGUUGGGGGCUUGGAAUAGUGCAAGUUAAAAGGGUGAACCUGAACUUUAUAGAUAUCAAGAGAGAAAGAAUUGGAAAGUUAAAAUGAAUAAAAACAAAGAUGGAGAGAGUGAGAAAGAUGGUGGACUUUCAAGGGGCAUUAAAAAAUCUCAUAUUAAAACAUCAUUUUUGUUUUUGUAAUUAUUCUAUUUACCCAGGGUCAGUCAAAAUAUUAGCAUCCACAGGAGGGUGGGAUCCUUCCCGCCUUAAAACUGAAAUCUAAAGAAAAGUGUAGAAAUGGAUAAAAGACAAAGAUCCUCUGCGCAUGAUUUACCAGCAAAUGCAGCUCAUUCAGAAUUUAACUCUUAGAGCACCUAAAUUGUACUAUAGGCCUACAAUAUGUGUUUACCAUGCUUAGGAAACACAUAUUUCCUAAGCUAUUUUAAAACGAGUCCUACUGCUCGGAAGUGAACAAGUUGCUUCCUUACUCAUAUUCAAGAACGUUUUGACUAACCUCCUUUUUUAAUUGGUUGCUUUGCUCCCUCACAUACCCAACAAUUUGUUGUCCUCUACAUUUCUUCUGCUUGGUCACUUCGCUCCCUCUUACAUAUUCCUCAAAUCUCUUGGCCCCUGCAUUUUCCUUCUGUCAUUUUGCUCUCUCGCAUAUAUCCCCCCCCACAAAAUUCUGCUCUGUCGCAUUCGCUCCCUCGCACAUAUCCCAAAAUUGUUUUGCCCCACCCUGCAUUUUUUUUCUGCUGACAGCCAUGUCCUGCCCAACCUCUCUCUCCAAUACCUUGAAAUGAUGGGGGGGGGGGGUAACUUUAGAUAUGAGAGUGACCGAACAAUUGUAAAUCAGUGAAAUAUUUGACUUUUCUUUUGAUUAGUUAAUAUUUUCUGUGAGAGUGAUUAUUGCAAAGGAUUAUACCCCUUUCUGUACACAAAACAUACCAGUAUUUUGAGAAAUAACA